GGAGAACAGCGUUUUAAGGAACUGGAGUGGCUCCAUUUUAGUCACGCUUCCGUAAGUGCAGCUCCUCACACAGCUGUUUGUCAGAACUUUCUGCACGCGCUUUACUCACUUUACAGAGUGAAAGAAGGAGCGUGAGAAGGAGAGAGAGAGAGAGAAGGAGAGAGAGAGAGAGAGUGAGAGAGAAGGAGGGAAAAUGGGCAGCACGGCGGCGGACGCGAAGGAGCGCGACUCCUCCAGGAAGAGCCCCAAGAAGAAGCGCGCGCUGCGGCUCCACAUGCCCGAUCUGACUUCCUACACGUCUCCUUAUUUGGACGGAGAAAAAGACAAAUCCAGUAAAGCUGGAACACCGAAGGUGGAAGAGUCCAUCUCAUCAAAUACAUCUAAAGGUUUUUCACUGAGAUCUUCACUCCCUCAGCCCUCGAGCCCCAUAUCAGCCCCGCUCCGCUCCCGGACAUCUCCCAAUUCCCCUAAAACCAUCUUCCCCUACCACCAGGACUCGCCUCCUAAAUCCCCCCACCGUCUCAGCUUCAGUGGUAUCUUCCGCUCGCCAUCUAAUCCCUCCAGCAUCAAGAUCUUCUCCAGAUCCCGGAAAGCAUCUGUCCCACUGUCUCCGCCCACCACGCCCACUCACAGCUCCAAUCCUCCGCUUUUCUCACCGGAUGAGAGACGACUGCGCUCGCUCUCGUCUCCACCUGAUACAGGACUUCAGCGCUUCAGUCUGGCUUCAGCAAGCUCCGCCUCCUCAAGCCCCAGUCCUAUCAGAUAUAGCCCCUCCCCUUUACACAUCAGGUCCGCCUCUCGUCCAGUGUACGGUUCAGUUGAAGGCAUGCUGGAGAAACUGGACCUCAGUGAUGAUGAGCCAGGCUGUGAUAUUUACACACGCUUUAUGAAGUGCCACCGUUGCUAUGACCUCAUCCCCACCAGCUCAAAGCUAGUGGUCUUCGAUACAACACUACAGGUCAAGAAAGCGUUCUUCGCUUUGGUCGCUAAUGGAGUGAGAGCUGCUCCACUGUGGGACACCAAACAGCAAAGCUUCGUGGGAAUGCUGACCAUCACAGACUUCAUCAAAAUUCUACACAGAUACUACAAGUCACCUCUCGUGCAGAUAUACGAGCUGGAGGAGCACAAGAUUGAGACGUGGCGAGAACUCUACUUGCAGGAAACGUUCAAGCCCUUGGUGAACAUUUCACCUAGCGCAAGCAUAUUCGAAGCGGUUUACUCCCUCAUCAAAAAUAAGAUCCACCGGUUGCCCGUGAUCGACCCGAUCUCAGGGAACGUCCUCUACAUCCUCACACACAAGAGGAUCCUCAAGUUCCUGCAGCUGUUUGUGUGUGAGAUGCCCAAGCCGGCCUUCAUGAAGCAAUCACUGAGCGAGCUCGGCAUCGGCACGUACGACAACAUCGCCUUCAUCCAGCCGGACACGCCCAUUAUCAAGGCGCUGAGUGUGUUUGUAGACAAGAGAGUGUCAGCGCUGCCCGUCGUCGACAACACCGGAAAAGUCGUGGAUAUUUAUUCCAAAUUUGAUGUCAUAAACCUGGCAGCGGAGAAAACAUACAACAACCUGGACAUGAGUGUGACGGAGGCGCUGAAACACCGCUCGCAGUACUUCGAGGGAGUGAUGAAGUGCAGGCGACACGAGACCCUGGAGACCAUCGUGGACAGGAUCGUUAAGGCUGAGGUGCACAGGUUGGUGGUGGUGGAUGAAAACUCCAACAUCGAGGGCAUCAUCUCUCUAUCAGACAUCCUCCAGGCUCUAGUUCUCUCUCCUGCAGGUUUAAGCAGAAAAGAGGCUAAAACGGAAACACAAGCCACAGCGAACACGUAGCGAGCGUUACGUGACUUCACUCGAGAGUCUGAGAGAGACGUGGCUUUGACACGCGGUAUGGACGGACUUUGUUGUGAUACACUGUGUAAUAUUUGUAAUAUUUGUCCUGCUGUACUGUAAACUGCUCUGUUUUAUGGGCUCAGUUGCUGCUCCGUUUCACCAUUUCUAAGGACAGAAAUGAGUUGCGCACUACAGCGAGAUCAUCUCGUAUGCUACAUGGCCGAGUCGUCAUGCUCGUCUCAGGAGGAAACCUGCCGAAAUUUAAGGUGGCAACUUUAAUGAACGUUGUUGACCUCUUAAGCUGCUUUCACACUUUUUUUUUGUACACAAACAGGCUAACUAGAUAACCUGUCGAUCUAAUCUUUGUUGCAACGCUCUCACUGUUGCGGCCUGGGUUCGAUUCCCAGCCACUAGGGUUGCAGAAGACAGUGCACUCCAGUGCCGGUCCCAAGCCCAGAUAAAAAUUGGAGAGGGUUGUGUCAGGAAGGGCAUCUGGUGUAAAAUCAAAUAUGCGGACCAAUGAUCCACCAUGGCGACCCCCAACGGGAGCAGCUGAAGAAAAAAAAAAUUCCGACAUCGUGUUCCAGACUCUGUUGUGAAAGCAGCCUUAAAAGUCAUAAAAGGAAGGCAGUGGAAGUUUUGCUUGGAGGUGGGGUUAACACAACUGCAAGCCACACAACUUAAGUGGCCAAUAAAUGUCUUUCUGAGAGUUUUGCUAAAAUCCGCUGUGCCUUUAAAGUAAAAAGACAACUGAAUGUACGAAAUCCUUUAUCUCGCUAUUAGGCAUGUGCUGAUAAUCAGAUGAUAUGAUAUACCGUGAUGAUCAACGUGCACAAUACUGUUAUAGUGGACACUUUAAAAUGUAAUCCCGUGAUUCUGUACACCAGGUGAGUUUUAUAGACAUUUGAAACAUCCCUGCUGGAAAAAAAAAUAUUACAAUCCAUUAGGAAACUCUCUAAUGGUUUCCAGUGCAUGAUAGGAAUGAGCUUAAUGGUUUCCAUCAUACUCCUCAAGAUUUCCUUUAGGGAUUUUCUGGUUGCUAUUAAACAUCCCCAGAACCCAAGCGCUGUAUUUCAUGGUCUUGAUGUGUACCACAAACCUUUAGAAACAACACAUUCCAUUAAACGACCAUUACAGGCCAUCAGAAAUACAUUAAAGCUGACUCACCAGUGGAAAUCUAUAAUGAAUUUUAUUCUUUUUUUUUUUUAGCCAAAGCUCUGAUUUGAGGUUGUUUAGGUUGAAUAAUUCAGAUGAAUAAAGUUUAUAGUAUAUAAACAUAGAUUUCUUUAAUACAGUAUUGUGAUUCCACCAUAAACUGUGAUAAAAUUUUAAGUGAUUAUUGUAAUAUGGAGGUUUCAUAAGUUUCGUGUCCACAUUUUUUGCUAUGACUAUAUAUAAAAAAAGCUUUAUUUUUUUAUACUCUGAUUGUUUUUUAUUUUCACAUUGUAUUUUUAGUUCUUCCUAAAAUUGUCCUAAUUUUUUUUUUCCCCCAAAAAAAUAGUAGAAAUAUUUUUUUAUAAAUGAAUCAAAUAAGAAAAGUAAAAAUAAAUAAUAAGAAAACAAAUAAUAAAAGUCUAUCUCACCCAAAAUCUUUUCCGUCAAAUGAAGACAUGCACAAAUCUUCAUAAACUCACUUUAAGCCACAUGGUUAAGGCUCCGUAACCCCGUUUUCUAAAUAAAACCGCAGUGAAAGGUCACAUUUACAAAUGAGCAAUAUUUACAGAAAAGAUUUCCAGUGAGAAAGACUUCUUUUCCAUCCUAGCUGUGUUAGCCUUGACUACAUCUGCAUUAAAGGGGAAAUGGUGUAGAUUUUAUUUUUUGAUAUAUUUCUUUUAAAAGGAACUCUGCUGUUUUGCGCAUGUGAAAUAGAUACAUACUGUAUGUAGAUUUAUGCAGACGUUAAGGUUUUUUAAUGAUGUCUUUGGUUUCUGGUGAAACGGUGAGAAUGAGAAACAGAAAUGUUCAUUUAUUCACAUGAACAAUGACACUAAUGUCAGAAUGUAAAUGUUAUUUUUUUUCAAUGACAUACAACUUCAAAUACACGCACACUGCCUUCAUGUUUGUGUUUUAGUGUUUGAAUUUUCUCUAAUUAAAUAAUUUUUCAUUUCA
Messenger RNA from Pangasianodon hypophthalmus (striped catfish), 3934 nucleotides. RefSeq names its product protein kinase, AMP-activated, gamma 2 non-catalytic subunit b (gene prkag2b). Bases 194 to 1825 code for a protein of 543 amino acids. The record is from RefSeq and is a predicted model, not a curated record. The transcript has 16 exons. Lineage: Eukaryota; Metazoa; Chordata; Actinopteri; Siluriformes; Pangasiidae.